This is a messenger RNA of Doryrhamphus excisus (bluestripe pipefish), 1511 nucleotides long. RefSeq names its product homeobox protein OTX1 B-like. The record is from RefSeq and is a predicted model, not a curated record. NCBI's taxonomy places the organism in Eukaryota, Metazoa, Chordata, Actinopteri, Syngnathiformes, Syngnathidae. Gene Ontology annotation, molecular function: RNA polymerase II cis-regulatory region sequence-specific DNA binding; DNA-binding transcription factor activity, RNA polymerase II-specific. Gene Ontology annotation, cellular component: nucleus. Gene Ontology annotation, biological process: multicellular organism development; regulation of transcription by RNA polymerase II.
UCAAUCAGCGGCUGACAGACGAGAUGCCUGAAGGACCCAAAUACUUUUAAAUAAAUUUAUAUUUUACUUUAAAAAAAAUAACUUUAACUUAUUUAAUUGCUUCUUGGACAAACGAAGCUGAUUAAAACCUCCUCGAUGUGGAUAUUUGUUGAUGUUUUUAUGAGGAUAUAAUCACUUUUAGCAGGAUUUUCUAUUUAUUUUUAAAGGAAACCCACAAAGAAAGCAGGACGUCUCCAGUGGACCUGAUCUUUGUUCCCGGGCCGGUCCGAGCGGGUCUACCCGCCUGGAGCAUGAUGUCUUACCUCAAACAGGGCCCGUACGGCAUGAACGGACUGGGCCUGAGCGGAGCCGCCAUGGACCUGCUGCACCCUUCAGUGGGCUACCCUGCCAACCCCCGGAAGCAGCGCAGGGAGCGGACCACUUUUACCCGAACCCAGCUGGACAUCCUGGAGGCUCUGUUCGCCAAGACCCGCUACCCGGACAUCUUCAUGAGGGAGGAGGUGGCCCUCAAGAUCAACCUGCCCGAGUCCAGAGUCCAGGUGUGGUUCAAGAACCGGAGAGCCAAAUGUCGGCAGCAGCAGCAGCAGAGCAGCAGUAAAGUAAAAGCCCUGAAGAAGAAGUCGUCUCCCAGCAGAGACAGCAGCGGCUCCGACAGCAGCGGACAGUUCACGCCCCCCGCCGCCUCAAGCUCCGCCUCCUCUUCCUCAGCAGGCCUGAUCAGCACCUCUUCCUCUGUCAGCACCCCCGCGUCGUCCAUCUGGAGCCCGGCGCCCAUCUCCCCGACGGCGACCACGACGCUGCCCGACCCCGUCGCCCCCGCCGCCACCUCCUGCAUGCAACGUGCCGUGUCGUCCGCCUCCGGGGGGACAGCAUCCUACCCGGUGUCUUACGGCCAAACGGCUGCGGCGUACAGUCAGGGCUACGCGGCGUCAGCAUCCGGCUCCUACUUCAGCGGCAUGGAGUGCGGUUCGUAUUUGGCGCCCAUGCACGCCCACCAACUCAGCCCCAUGGCGGGCGGCGCCAUGGCGGGCCACACCCACCACCCCCAUCACAUCGCACAGACAUCAGGCCACCACCAUCACCACCACCAUCACCCGCCACACCCCCAUCAAGCCUACAGUGCUGCCGGAUUGGCCUUCAACUCCUCGGACUGUCUGGACUACAAGGAGCAGACGGCCGCCUCGGCCUGGAAGCUCAACUUCAACACCUCGGAAUGUUUAGAAUACAAAGAUCAGGCGUCAUGGCGCUUCCAGAUGCUGUGACGUCCAUCAGUGGAGACCAGGUGGACAUGUCCGUGACUCAGGGGAAGAAGAAGAAGAGGAUCAGGUCCAUGAUUCUUCUUCCAGUCCAGAACUUCCUGAGGAGUUAUUCUUCCAAAAGGAAACCCUCCAGAGACAAGGUGGACUUCCAUGAUGCUGCUAAGACUUCCAGGUUGACCGCUCCCACCUCAUCCAGAACCCUGUGGGUUCUCGUCUUGUCAGGGUCCACUGGAGAGCGACUAGCAGCACGUU